Molecule: messenger RNA, 2768 nt
Organism: Tribolium castaneum (red flour beetle)
Lineage: Eukaryota; Metazoa; Arthropoda; Insecta; Coleoptera; Tenebrionidae
Product: cytochrome P450 6BK6
Exons: 4
Coding region: 316-1797 (493 amino acids)
Molecular function (GO): oxidoreductase activity, acting on paired donors, with incorporation or reduction of molecular oxygen; monooxygenase activity; heme binding
Source: RefSeq, a predicted model, not a curated record
UUUUUGUUUUCUUAUUUGAUAUCUCUUAUCUGUUUUUCUAAUUUUUAACUUGUCGAUAAACAGAAUGCAUAGGUGUCUUAACGGUUGCAUAUAGAGAGGAAAAAACAAUUUAUAAGUAUUAUAAGUAUUAUAAUAUUGAUUCAUUGUUUCAAAUCAAAUAUAGUAUAGCACAGAUAACAUAAACAUUCGCCUCUAAAAUAGCUAACAGUGUUUAGAAAAACAUACACACAGAUUAAUCAUUUCCUCGCGUCAUUGAAACCAACAACGAAAAAGGUCGUGUGCGUCACACAUUACACCACAUUGAGAUCACACAGAAUGUUUAGAUUUCUCGACCUAGUGGGCGUGUUCAUUGCACUCUUCGCCAUUCUCUUCGCUUACUUUAAAUGGACCUACCAAUACUGGAGUCAAAAAAACGUCCCUUUCAUUCAACCUACCAUUCCUUUUGGCAACUCAAACCUUUUCCGCCAGAAGGAAAGUGGCGGUAUCCGCAUGAAAAACUUCUACGAUGAGAUGAAAGCACAAGGAUGGAAACACGGAGGUCUUUACUCUAUUCUCAAACCCAGCUAUAUGGUUAUCGAUUUGGACUACUUGAAGAACAUCAUGACGAAAGAUUUCGACUAUUUUUCCGACCGUGGCUUCUACUACAAUGAAAAAGACGACCCUCUUAGUGCACAUUUAUUUGCAAUCGGUGGUGAAAAGUGGCGCAACUUACGAAUUAAACUAACUCCGACUUUCACCUCCGGAAAAAUGAAAAUGAUGUUUCAGACUUUGGUCGACUGUGCCCCAGGUUUAGUCAAACAAAUCGAUCGAAAAAUGGAAUCAAUUGAUAUCAAAGAAGUUUUGGGGUGUUUCACAACUGAUAUCAUCGGGUCAUGUGCUUUUGGGCUUGACUUUAACACCUCAAACGACAAUAAUUCACCAUUCCGGGAGUAUGGACGCAAAGCUUUCGUUCCAACAAAAUUCGAUAUAGUCAAGAUAAUUUUUGCGAUGAGUUUUCCGCGACUUGCACAACUGUUCAGAUUAACAUUGACACGGAAAGACGUUUCAGAAUUUUUCCUUAAAGUAGUGAGGGAAACUGUUGAAUAUCGCGAAAAAAAUAAUUACAGACGCAAAGAUUUUAUUCAAUUAUUGAUUGACUUGAAGGGUGAAGACGGUAAAACCCUCACAAUUAACGAAAUCGCUGCUCAAAGCUUUGUGUUUUUCAUUGCCGGUUUUGAAACAUCAUCCACGACCAUGGCCUUUGUCCUCUACGAAUUAAGUCGAAGACCUGACUUGCAACAAAAGCUCAGGGAUGAAAUUAACACAGUUUUAAGUAGAUAUGAGGGGAGUAUAACAUACGAAGCCACCCAAGAAAUGAAAUAUAUGGACCAAGUCAUAAACGAGGCUUUAAGGAUGUACCCACCUGUUCCCAUGCUUGGCCGGAAAUGUGUCAAAGACUAUAAAAUUCCCGACCAGGAUGUAAUUAUUGAAAAAGGGACAUCAAUCCUAAUCCCAGUUUUGGGAAUCCAUUACGACCAAGAAUAUUAUCCGGAUCCUAAAACUUUUGAUCCUGAGAGGUUUAAUGAAGAGAAUAGAAAGGCAAGGCAUCAUUAUGCACAUCUUCCGUUUGGUGAAGGGCCUAGGAUUUGUAUAGGGAUGCGGUUUGGUCUAAUGCAGACCAAAGUUGGAUUGGCAACACUGUUGAAAAACUACAAAUUUAAGGUUGGGGAAAGGACACAAGAACCGUUGAAAUUCAAAGUUGCAUCGUUUGUUUUGGCAGCUGAAGGAGAAAUUUGGCUCGAUGCUGAAAAGUUGUGAAGUACUAUAAAUGUCAUUUUGAUAUUGUGAUUGUUAGCAUUUUUCCAUAUUUAUUACUUGCUUUGUAGUCCUUUAUGUUGUAUUAGUUCUUGUUAUGAAAACUUUUUUCUUUAAAAUGGUCGAGGGGCACCUAUUGACCAAAUUUUAUUUCAAAAUACUGAUUAUUUGUAAAGAAAAUGAAAAACUUAUAAAAGUAAUAGUUUAUGUGGCGAAAAUGAAUGUUUAUUUUGCCGAAUGCAAUGAGGCAAAUAAUUUAGCUGAGCCACAUAAACUCACAUUUAUGCCGAAUAAAAUAUACUAUUUUAUCCGCAAACGUAAUGGUGAAGAGUAAAGAGCAAUUUUAAGCAAAACUAAUUUAAAGGUAAAUGAAUAAAAUAAUCAGGAAGCUUUGCACGUGGUUCAUUAUCAUAACAAUGCUUAUAAGCAAAAUUCAGUCUCGAAUUUUUGUGACGAGAUUUUCGAAUGUGUAUUUUAUACUUUAAUUAGUGCAGCAUCUAGUGCAUUGUCUCCCGUUUCACAAUGAGGAAAUCAUCACCUCUCCAGCGAAGCAGCGAAAGACACAAGAAACAACUGACAACAUUAGAAAAAAUCUUGAUAACAGGCAAAAGUAAAAAUGCUUUAUCUCGUAAAAUGCCGAAAACUAGAUCUUUUAUCAGCGACACUCAGUCUCAAAUGUUGUCACUUGUGACGAGUGCAGGUAAUAACUAUUUUCUAUCAGAGGAGAUUAUUUUUGCUUAUAUAUUAGGAUUUUAAAAUUUAAAAAAAUUUGGGAACAGUGUUUAAGAAAGUAAUUCUGUAAUGCAGGUUUGUUAUGAUUUACGAGCUUAUGGGCGUUCUCAAAGCUUUUAUAAAUUUUAAAAUCCUAAUUUGUUAGCAAAAAUAUUCUCCUCUGAUAAAAAACAUUAAUUGUUACUUUUUAGUGCAUUUUUUAAAUAAUAGCUUUUUUCUAAAUAAAUAUUUUUUUAAAUUUU